AUGGCUGCCGAACAAGACACUCCUGAAGUCGCUUCAAUCGUAGCUCGUAUUGGAUCGUUGCUUGAUACGCAUAAAAAUAAGCUUGAAAUAGAUUUAACUCAUGAAACUAUUGAAUUUAGCCAACAUAGUGGUAAUCUUUUUACUGGCAGCAAACCACAAGUGGCUAUAACUCUUGGUUUUAAUGAUGAAGGUCUAACAAAAGACUCAGAUCUUGCACAAUUUGUUGCAAAUUUCAAUUUUAUUGCACUCGAUCGACUUCCAGUGCCUGGUCUUGAUGGAGUUCCAUCACAAUGGGAAAUUUAUCCUCAAACACCGAUUUCAUCGUUCUCUGAAGGUGUCACUCUUGAGCAGUAUGAUCCAAGUACACAAAUAUUAAAAUUAGCUGUUCAAACACAAUUUUUUGCAAUCUAUGGAAGUGUACCACAAAAACAUCCAAUAGCUGAUGCUCGAGCUCCUAAGGGUACUUAUUUACAAGUUCGUCGCGAUAUUCAAGGUGUUAUUAAACUCAACGCAAAAUUAGUUUUCAGUUCAUAA
Molecule: messenger RNA, 534 nt
Organism: Rotaria socialis
Lineage: Eukaryota; Metazoa; Rotifera; Eurotatoria; Philodinida; Philodinidae
Source: the annotation of a GenBank genome assembly